AUGGAGGACGUUUCCAAUCUUCCGAUGUCGUUAGGCGAUGCGUUUGCCGAGAGGGAGAUGUACGGUUGGGGAAAUUUGAAAAUUGGACAGAAGGGACCUGGUAGAGAUAUCGGUAAUCCUUUGUCCCCCCCCAAAGGCUCUGAGAACGUCUAUGGAUUGAAGGAGAAGCAAAAAGGAGUAACGGCGACUUUGGUGGAAAAAGUCUUCGAUAAUUUUUUUUCUGACAAUUUUAAUUUGAAAACUUUAAAACCUGUUAGGAAGAGGGUAGUAUCAAAGAAAGAGAUUAAUCUAUUCAAAUCUGCGUACCGACCAGCAAUCAGAAUUAAGAAAAGGAAUGCUCAUAAUAAAUAUAUACGUAGAGCGUCAAAUAAACAAGCAGCUAUGCGGAAUGUGAUUAAAGCCAAUGGUGUGCAAUCAUCAAAAUCACAUUCGUCCACUCUCAACGCGAAUAAUUUAAACUUUUUCUUCGUUAGCAUUGAUGAAGCCAUUAUUGCUGAAAUUCCAGCUACUCAGUCGAAGUUCAAAGAUUUUAUACAGACUAACCAGCGAGGAAGGGGAGUAGCAAAAAAAGAACAAAAGCACAUCAACGACAAACGUUCUCAUCUACCGUCAGUUUCCUAUGCAGAUUUUGAUGGAAAGGAACCGGCUUCGGCAUUGUUCUGUAACCAAUAG
This is a messenger RNA of Acanthoscelides obtectus, 672 nucleotides long. Lineage: Eukaryota; Metazoa; Arthropoda; Insecta; Coleoptera; Chrysomelidae. The record is from the annotation of a GenBank genome assembly.